This is a messenger RNA of Salvelinus fontinalis (brook trout), 6526 nucleotides long. RefSeq names its product U6 snRNA biogenesis 1 (gene usb1). The transcript is spliced from 7 exons. The record is from RefSeq and is a predicted model, not a curated record. Gene Ontology annotation, biological process: U6 snRNA 3'-end processing. NCBI's taxonomy places the organism in Eukaryota, Metazoa, Chordata, Actinopteri, Salmoniformes, Salmonidae. Gene Ontology annotation, cellular component: nucleus. Bases 198 to 1061 code for a protein of 287 amino acids. Gene Ontology annotation, molecular function: 3'-5'-RNA exonuclease activity.
AUGUACGAUAUGUCACUGAAUAUGGAACCUAUUUGAACGUUCUUGUUUCAGGGGGACAUAAAUUACACACAACAACUUUGUUUUUAUCGGAAGAAUAUCGCAAGCCAUUCGUUAGUCAACGUUUCUGUAACUUCACUGUGCACAUUUCUUUCAAGAAACUUGAUAUAAAGAUUGAUGUAUGAGCUUUACUUAGAAGAAUGUUAGUCAGUUAUAGUAGCAGCUCUGAAGAGGAGACAGAACAUUUACGAUUAGGAGGGGAUGUAACAAAAAGGAAGCAAAGUUGGCACAAAGAUGACAACUCAUUGAGGAAGAAGCACAAAUCAGAAGAGCACACUCUCAAUGCAAGUGUAUCUGUGCAUAGGGAGGAAGACAACUCCAAGUCAAGACUGCCUGUUCCUGGCAGUGUGCUGGACAUGUUCACAGAGGAAGAUGAGGACCCACUGACUGACGACAGCAUGCAACAUGGUGGACGGAUUCGCUCCUUCAAACACGAGAGAGGAAACUGGGCCACUUACGUGUACUUUCCAUACAUCCCAGAGGAAGGGUUCUUGGAGCUGCUUGAUGAGAUGACUGAAGUAGCAGCAUCCCAUAGCUUCUCCCUCACUCAUACAGAUGAGUUUCACCUCAGUUUAUCGAAGACAGUGGUUCUGAGGCAUCACUGGAUCCAGCCUUUCAUACAGUCCCUCAGAUUAGGCUUGACACAUAGCAGCAGGUUCAUUUGUUCAGCUGAGAAGCUGAAGGUCUACUCUAAUGAUGAGAGAACCAGGACGUUCCUGGCUAUGGAAGUCUCCACAGGACAGGCUCAGCUACUAGAGCUUGUGAAAGCAGUGGACAGCACUAUGGAGGAGUUCAAUCUUGACACUUUUUACAAGAAUCCUUCCUUCCAUAUAAGUCUGGCCUGGUGUGCUGGUGACUGCACUGAACACAUUCGCAAAGAGUGUCUGCAGGAGUUGCAGGGUCUGGUUGACUCCCAUGAGGAUGGACCCUUCCUCUUGAGACUGGACUGUCAAGAGCUGCGCUGUAAGGCUGGGAACAAGACCUUUUCCAUUCCACUACACUGAUGAAACCAGUUCUCAUUCAGUCUGAUCAACUGUAAUGAUAGGAUACCUCAACAGUAAAAUGUGACAAUCAAAAGUACAUAUUUUUUUAAAUGAGUGAAAGGUUAUUUGAUUCAAUCUAGAAAAUGGCAGUGAUGCGAUAUUUAUCAAGCAACUUCCUUUGAAGAUUGCGCACAUCUUCAUACGUGAGGCUUGUUUUGAUAACGUGUUCAAGCAUUACUGCUACAGUUCCUGUAUGACAAGACACUGACCUGAGAUUAAGAGUAUUUCAAAUUAUCUUAUUGACCAAGGUAAAAUGUGACCUAUGAAACCGUUGUCAACUAAAGCUUUAAUCUGUUCCAUUAAUCUUUAUAGCCCUUAAUCCAUUCUUUAAAAAGAGCUCGACUUGAUGUGAGCUAGUAGGAUAGACCCAUUAACCUUUAUAAGAGAUGGAAUAAUCCAAAAAUUACAAUCCAGACGCAAUGACUAGAAUUGAUGAGUACAGAAACCCUGAUUUAAGUGUUGCAUGUUCAUAUGGUAGAUCCUGUUUGAUCCAUGAAAGUAGACGUGGUAAGACCAAGGGGAAGAGGUAGUUUGUUUUUGCCAGACUCUAGGCGCUCUGCAGGCCCGCUCCACAGCAGAUGUGAGAAGAGACUAGGGAAGAGGAACCUAUGAUGAGGCUAAUAGUGUCACCCCUUACUUUAAUAAGAGCUCACACAGAAGGCCGGCUUAAUGCAAUGUUUAACAUUAUAUUUGACUUAAUCGUCACAACACACAGAUCAUGAUAGUUCCAGCAAUAUAUUGUUCAAGUCCAACCAUAGCGCAAUGGCAUAGUUACAAUCAAGCUGAUCAGACCACGUCUCCCUGUCCUGUAAGCAAUCCAGCCUCGACAAGACCCUGAUUUUAUUCAUUCAUCACAGCUCAAUAUUGGACAUACUGCUAAUUCACCUAGUAAACUGUUUUUGGUUCAGCACAACAGGAAACAACCUGGUAAUCUGAGUUAAUUGGGAAAGACCUUUACAAAUAUGAUCAAUUAACAUAGUAAAAAUUUGGAAAAACAGCAAUCGUCUGGGGAUAAUUUAAAAUAAAAUAAAACAUUCAGUGCCGUCAUCAAUUCCUCCUCAGGCUCAGACCGUCAUGUGUCCAAAUGCCUAUCAGUUCUCUUUGUACUAUCCCCGUUCUUCAUCUUUGUGAAUUUGUCACUUAAGACAGCAAGCCGAGGGGCAGUAGUUAGUUAAGGUCACUCAAGGGCCCAAGAGCACAGUCUUGAUGUAGGUUACUGUGGUAAAGUUGAGCAACAUGGCCACAUGCUCAUUCCCCUCCAGUUCAAGCAUAUGGACAGGCUGAGUCUGGUGGCCUAUCCAACGCUUGCACUGGGUGGCACUCAGCAGGUUGACCGUCCCAUCCCCAUCUCCGAGAAUCAGAGUGGGGUCUGUAUCAGUAGAGUUGGUGUAGAGAAAACCCUCCGCUGUGGGCACUCCGCUGCCAUAAAGACAGUGUAUGGCCACCCCAGGGGGCUCCAGUGCAUUGACCAGUGGUUCAGUGUCUUGACGCAUCUCCCAGCCGUCUUCAAAGUCGAUAUCCUUGAAGAAGCGUUGGUAGUCCUUCACUGUGUAGUUGGUGGUGGUUGUUUGGACUAGCACCUUGUCAGCAGGCCAGGAAUGUGCGUAUGGUAACAGCCAUGUGGUUGAGACUGCAGUGCGCUGCUGUGAGCGGAUCUUUAGUGAACUGAUGACUGGGAUAUGGUUAUUAUCACCUGCAAGGAAAGAGACAAACCAAUGCAAUAGUGUAGAUAUAAAAUACAUGGUUGCAAAACAUUACAAAUAGUAUGCAGCCCACGGUAACUUUACUAUUGUGGUUCUGACACCUAUGUAAUUCAUGCAGAAAAGCAUAUGCAAAUGCUUACCAGAAGCCACAACUCUCAGGGUUUUAGCCACACCAGCCCAAGGUGCACCCAGGGACACAAAGGUCUUGAUGUAGCGAUCCUUCCAGGCCUGGGGCUGAUGGUUCAGGAAAUACAGGGUGUACAUGUUCCCCAUGCUGUGGGCCAUCAGGACAACCGGACCCCUAGCCUUCAUGGCCAUCUCCUCAAUCAUAUGUUGCAGUCUCAAAAAGUAGGCUUUGUUCUCAUCUGUUAAAAACAGGGGGAAACAUGCAUGAGACUGAUCAUUCCAAAGAGACUGAUCAUACUGAGAAUAAAUAGUUAUACUAAUAUAUACAGAACAAAAAUAUAAAACGCAACAUGUAAAGUGUUGGUUCCAUGUCCUGAAAUAAAAGAUCACAGAAAUGUUCCAUAUGUACAAAGAGCUUAUUUCUCUCAAAUUUGUUUACAUCCCUGUUAGUGAGAAUUUAUCCUUUGCCAAGAUAAUCCAUCCACCUGACAGGUGUGGCAUAACAAGAAACUGAUUAAACAGCAUGAUCAUUACACAGGUGCACCUUCUGCUGGGAACAAUAAAAGGCCACUAAAAUCUCAAGUUGAGGGAGUGUGCAAUUGGCAUGAUGACUGCAGGAAUGUCCACCAGAGCUGUUGCCAGAGAAUUUAAUGUUAAUUUCUCUACCAUAAGUCCCCGCCAAUGUUGUUUUAGAGAAUUUUGCAAUAUGUCCAACCGGCCAAACAACCGCAGACCACGUAACCAAGCCAGCCCAGGACCUCCACAUCUGGCUUCUUUACCUGUGGGAUCGUCUGAGACUAGCCACAUGGACAGCUGAUGAAACUGAAGAGUAUUUCUGUCUGUAAUAAAGCCCUUUUGUAGGGAAAAAUUCUGAUUGGCUGGGCCUGGCUCCCCAGUGGGUAGACCUUGCUCCGAAAUGGCUGUGCCCCUGCCCAGUCAUGUUAAAUCCAUAGAUUGACUGAUUUCCUUAUAUGAACUGUAACUCAGUAAAGUCAUGGGAAAAUUGUUGCAUUUAUAUUUUAGUUCAGUAUAUAUUCAAUACACCAUAAUUAUGGUCUUAACACCCAUUUUUCCCCUUAAAUGUCACUCAAUGACUGGACCGAAGUUAGGUAAUAAAUCUUACAAUAGAAGGCUAAAAACAACCUGACAACGAACACUAUCAACCUAUAGUCGAAAAUCUAAUUAGCGUAAUAAUAAAAAAAAGUCUGUCUGUUUUAAGCUACAGAUGUCAGCCUAACGCAUCUGUGAUGGAAGAGCUACAGCGGUGUUUGUCAGACCAGGUGACAUCCCGAAAAACAUCUGUAGUGUCCGAACAGUUUGGGAUACAAACUAAUAUGACCCCUCUUAUGGCAAGAUGACUCACAAACACGAUGUUCUCCGUUUUGCUCUACAACCCCUACAAGUGCUGUAAUGUACCGGACCAAACCAUUUUUAUGGAAGUGAAUAAGCCAUUUCCACAUUCCCAAAAAUAUAUACAGUACCAGUCAAAAGUUUGGACACCUACUCAUUCAAGGGUUUCUUUAUUUGUAUUAUUUUCUACAUGGUAGAAUAGUGAAAACUAUGAAAUAACAUAUGGAAUCAUAUAGUAACCCCCCCCCCAAAAAAGUGUUAAACAAAUCAAAAUAUAAUUUAUAUUCUUCAAAUUAGCCACCCUUUGGCCUUCGACAGCUUUGCACACUAUUGGUAUUCUCUCAACCAGUUAAUUGGAAUGCAUUUCAAUGAACAGGUAUGCUUUGUUAAGUUAAUUUGUGGAAUUUCUUAACUUAAUGUGUUUGAGCCAAUCAGGUGAGUUGUGACAAGGUAGGGUUUUCUAAUGAUCAAUUAACCUUUAAAAUGAUAUACUUGGAUUAGCUAACACAAUGUGUCAUUGGAACAGAGUGAUGGUUGCUGAUGGGCCUCUGUACGCCAAUGUAGAUAUUCCAUAAAAAAUAAAAAGCAUUUUCCAGCUACAAUAGUAAUUUACAACAACGUCUACACUGUAUUUCUGAUCAAUUUUAUGUUUUAUUGGACAAAAAAUGCUUUUCUUUAAAAAAAACUUGACAUUUCUAAGUGACCCCAAACUUUUGAACGGUAGUGUGUAAAAUAUAUAUUUUUUAUUCCUAUAGGGGUCCUAAAAUUCAAAAUCAAAUAGCUAAAUGAUCCUUAGUAUGACCAAUAUUUAGAUUCUAACUAAUGUCUGAGUCUAAAGGAAAUUAAGUUCAUGUAUAUAUAAUUUGAUAUACAGAAGAAUGUACUUUACUGUCUUAUGAUUUAUAUUAUCUUGUUUGAUAUUGUACAUUUAAUCUUAUAUUGGCUGAAAGCUUACAUUUUUGUUAAUAUAACUGCACUGUCCAAUUUACAGUGACUAAUACUGCGAAAAAAUACCAUGCUAUUGUUUGAGAGCUCCUAACAACAAAACACUUUUCACUGCGAUAGGUUUCAUAAAUUCACCUCUAAAGGUGAAAUGUGUACUUACAUUCUGAAAUCUUGCUCUGAUGUAUCAUCCAAACGGUCCCAGAGAUAACAUGAAGUGUCAUUUUGUUAGAUAAAAUCCUUUUUCAUAUCCUUAAAAGGUCCAUAUAGCAUGCACGAUCGAUUUUGUAUUUCCACUCGUUCAAUUUGCAAAGACAGGAAUCUGUGAAAAUCUAACCCUAAACGUUGUUUCAACCAGUCAACUCAUGUUUGUUCCUCAGAGAUCCUAGAAGGUAACAAGACUUCACUAUAUCAUUAGGGGUGUAGUAUAUGCUAUAGGACACCAAAUUUGGUCAGAGAGCGACGCCUUCAUGGCACGCCGAUGGUCUUCAUUUGAUCGACUAACUUUGUCAAAUUAGCACCAAUCAGGGUCAAACAAAGCUAGCUAGAUAGCCAAUGAGCUGGGCUUUACAGGAGUAUCUGGAAGCCCUGUGUCUGUCGCAAAAUGUAGCUGCUAACCUUGUGCGACUGCAAGCCUUUAACUUUGACAAAAAUUAAGAAUAUGGAGAGUUAUGAAUUUAUGAAAACUGGGUGUUUUGCAAAUGUUGAACUUAUAAUAUGGCUACUAAUACUGGAAAAGCUAAAUCCAAGUCCAAGUAUUUGAUGAUAUUCUUGCAGAAAAAUGUAAUGUGAAUGUAAAUGUCUCCUUCACAAUUUGUCCAAAUGUACCUGGGUGACUUCACACUAAAUUUCAUGUAGUCUCCUACAUUCAAUUCACAUUUCCACAAACUUCAAAGUGUUUCCUUUCAAAUGGUACCAAGAAUAUGCACAUCCUUGCUUUAGGGCCUGAGCUACAGGCAGUUAUAUUUGGGUAUGUCAUUUUAGGCAAAAAUUGAAAAGGGGGCUAUCCCUAUACCCUACAAGAUCCAGAGCCUGCUGGUUCUCUGUUCUACCUGAUAAUGAAUUGCACCCACCUGUUGUCCCAGGUCUAAAUGAGUCCCUGGCCAAUGAAGAAAGAAAAAAAGCAGUGGGACUGGCUUCGAGGUCCAGAGUUGAGUUUGAGAGUUCUAGGGGGUGUCAAUAACAUUGCUAGCUCCUUGCAAGGAUAUACAAUCCAUCCAAAGACCAAGCUCUGUUCAUCAGAUCACAAAUUAUUCUUUGACAGACAUGCAUCUACAUUAAAAUGUGUGUGUAAGAGAAUGAAAA